CGUUCUUAUACUGUUGGUCCAAAUCCUCGACAAUAUACAUCGUUACCAAUGAGUCCAAAAAUUCAUGCUGAAACUUCAAGAAUAUUAAUUGAUAAUAAUUACAAUGAACGUCCUGAUAAUGAUCAGAUUGCGAAUACACAUGAAUUCGAAACAAGUGAUAUUAUUGAUUCUUAUUAUGACGAUCCUGAGGAUCCUGAGGAUCCUGUGGAUCCUAAGGAUUCUGAACUUAAUAAGCCAGUUCCAACUAGUGCAGUAGCGGCAAAUCGAAAACGUGAAGCAGCGGUUAAUGAAAUCCUUACCACAGAAUUAACGUAUGUUGAUGGUUUAAGGAAACUUGUGAGGAUAUACUUAUUGCCCAUGCGACAAAGAUCUGCAAAUAAGAUCUUAUCAAAACCCAUUGCAACUAUUGAAGAGAUUUCGACCAUAUUUGGAAAUGUUGAACAGUUACUAAAAUUACACGAGCAAUUAUUGAAAUCAUUGGAAGAAAGGAAAAUAAAUUGGAGUCCAACGCGACAUAUUAGCGAUAUAUUUUUAAAAAAUGCCCCAUACCUUAAAAUGUAUGCAAUCUACUUUAAAAGUUUUCCACAAGCAAUUGCGACCAUGGAACGACUUAGUAAAGAGAGUAAAGAGUUCAAAAAAUUUUUACAGCAAUGUCAGCAGAAUCCAGAGUUAGGAGGAUUACCAUUUAAUUCUUUUUUAAGUCUUCCAAUUCAAAGAAUUCCACGUUAUAAAUUACUGUUGGAAGCUCUAUUGAAAUAUACUGAAGAGUCAGAUCCAGAUUAUAACAAUUUAAAGAAAUGCGUGAAUCAAAUUUCAGCAAUUGCUGAUGAAGUAAAUGAAAAAAUACGAGACGCAGAAAAUCAACAAAAAGUGCUGGAAAUUCAAGGACAAGUUACUGGGUUACCAAAUAACAUAGUACAUCCUGCACGAAGGUUCAUUUAUAAAGGAAAUCUUUAUAAAGUUUCGCCAACAAAAGUUAAUAGUUACGCAUCAUUACAAGAUGUACGAGUACACUUUCUUUUCAAUGAUCUAUUAAUUUUUUGUUUGGAUUUUCAAGGAAUAUAUCACUACAAAGGUGAAAUUGAUUUGAGAUACGCGUCAGUUAAAGACACUUAUGAGGAUUCAGAAUUGCCUUAUUGCUUUCAAAUAAAAACAAAAAAUGGAACACAUACUGUUCGUGCAAAAAACAGGGAGGAGAAAACUGAAUGGAUUGCUAGACUUAAUGAAACAAUAUGGUCGCUACAAAAUGUACAAAAUGGACGUGGAAAACUACUUAUUCCCAUUUCAAACAACUCUCAUUGAAAGUUUUAUGUGGUCGUUUGUACCGACAUUCAUUCUUUUGGGUUAAGAAAUUUGAUUUCUAAACCUUGUAAUUUAUUGAAUUUUCAUUUGUAGCAUAAAAAUUUAAAUAUAAAUAAUUUGAAUAUUAUAGACAUAUUCAAUAGUAUAAAGUUAGAUUAUUUAAUAUAAUUUUCAGACGAAGAUUAUUAUUUAUUUUUUGUAUUUUAGUAUUUUAAUAUAUGAGA
This is a messenger RNA of Rhizophagus irregularis DAOM 181602=DAOM 197198, 1526 nucleotides long. RefSeq lists its product as uncharacterized. The record is from RefSeq and is a predicted model, not a curated record. Gene Ontology annotation, cellular component: cytoplasm. Gene Ontology annotation, molecular function: guanyl-nucleotide exchange factor activity. Lineage: Eukaryota; Fungi; Glomeromycota; Glomeromycetes; Glomerales; Glomeraceae.